UACUCACUGCUCUCCAGAGUUCCAAUCUGACUCGUCUGUGUCCGUCAAUGUGGUGAAUAUUUCUGCCUCUUGCCUUUUCUGUCACAUUCCAGCUUCCAGGACACAGCGUCCUCCUAUCAUGGGUUAUAAAGAGAAGCACAGCUCCAGUAUGCAUCUGCACAUGGCGUUAUGAACACCUUUUACCUCCAGUGACUUUUUUGAACUGUUUUGAAUAGGAAAAAAGACUCUCUAGAAGAAUUUACCUUUCCUUUUUCUUCCUUCCUUCUUUGAGUUUUUUUUCUACUUGAAUGCAAUCUAACUUACACAAAAGCUCAAUUAUAAACAGUGGAAUAACAGUGUUUUACGGCUUCAGCUCAGAUGUGUGUGCAUGGACAAGAGAAAGGACAGAAUACAUCGGUGUGAGAUUGCAUAGAUGGAUCAACAUGUAUCAACACAAUCCAGACUCCUUUGUUUUAUUAAAAAAAAAAAAGUCUUCUUCUUGGGAUGAAAGUCACAAACCAGCCAAUAUGUCCUGGCAAUUUGGCAAUAAUUUACUAGUAAACUUUCCCUGAUGCCUAGAAGUGGUUUUACGAGGGGGAGACAGAAUGACAGAAUGUAAGGGUACCACACAAUAAGUGACCCAGAGAGCGUCUGUGGAAGAAAUGGUUACAACUUUCCUCAAUGAAAGGCAAGCCACUACUGAGGAGAUGGCUUUAGUAAGCAAUGCACUGGCUGCUUACUCCUUCAUAGCAGAUCACCCGGAACGGGCGGCACUGUAUUUUGUGUGUGGAGUGUGUUUGGGACUGGUUCUUACUCUCAUCGCGUUAGUGGUACAGAUCUCCUGUCGAACCGACUGCAAAACGCAACAAGCGCCCAAGAAAACGGGCAAAACUGCGGAGAGCACCAGCGACACGAGCGACAGUGACUCGGACUGGGACAAUAGCUCCGACCUGUCGGCACGCCGCCACCGGCGAUUUGAACGGACGCUCGGUAAUGUGUUCACCUCCGCGGAGGAGCUGGAGCGCGCACAGCGAUUAGAGGAACGCGAGCGGAUUAUCCGGGAGAUCUGGAUGAACGGACAGCCGGACAUGCCAGCCACACGCAGCCUCAACCGCUACUAUUAAAGUCUCUGAAGCAACGAGACAGAAGGUUUGAGGAAAUAUUAUACAAUAGCUAUUAAAAAUAUUUGGGAUACAGUAAGGGACUGAAAUAUGGGAAAAGCCAACACUUAAAACGUUUUGGAAUAUCUCUUCUGGUGGCACCGGCAAUACUAGUGAAGCAUUUGAAGGUGCACUCAGUACAUUUUUUGUUAAUGUUGCGCUGACAGUCGUUUUGUACUUAUACUGAUGACACCUAUACUGACACCUGGUGGCGUGGAUGAAAAAGCAAUGGUUUUAGUUAGGGGUAAAUUCAUGUAAAUUUGGACACUUUUUGCUAUUGCAAUGUUCUAAUCAAAAUGUCAUAAUAAACUGAUAACACAGUAGAAA
Molecule: messenger RNA, 1466 nt
Organism: Carassius carassius (crucian carp)
Lineage: Eukaryota; Metazoa; Chordata; Actinopteri; Cypriniformes; Cyprinidae
Gene: eva1ab
Product: eva-1 homolog A (C. elegans)
Exons: 5
Coding region: 642-1103 (153 amino acids)
Source: RefSeq, a predicted model, not a curated record